AUGAAGUCCUUGGUGCUGGCCACCCUUGCAAUCGGCCAAGCAUAUGCUGCCAGCGUGGCCCACGUCCACUCUGCCUUGCACAGCCAUGCACGCAAGCACGACCACGUCCAGGCCGAGAAACGUGCCACAGCUUUGACCGACGUGGAUGCUAGCAAGCUUACCUCCCUGGGCGUUGCUGCCCUUGGUGUCAACUCGGCGGUCGCCAACGGCCACGCCUGGUUGGGCGCUGAUGGUGCUUACAAGAACGAAUUCGUCAACGAAUCUGGUGAAGACUUGAUCAUCGUCAUCUGGGGUGUUGCCGGCUCCUGGAUCAAUGCCGUCCAACCCUCGAUCACUGCCUCUAUUCCUGCUGGAGGGUCUCUCUGGGUCUCCUUUGCAGACGGAGCCUCAGGUGCCUGGACUGCCAUCUACCCUGACACCCAACUGGUCAAUGGCCAGGCCUCCAACACCUGGGGUGAAUUCACUUUCGGACAAUGGGGUGUUGUUGAUGUCUCACGAGAGGUCAACAUGAGCGGUCACUCCAUGAGCAUUGUCGGCCCCUCGUGCGUCAGCGACAUGAACACCUGCGUCUUCCAAUGCGCCUCCGGAAAUGUUUGCACCACCGGCUACGUCCUAGUUAACUGCGAGAACGGAUCGCAGCCCGGAGCAAACUAUGGCACCUACGACGGUGCGCCUUCCGGCGGUUGUGGCGGCAUGGGCUCCAGUGCCACACUCAAGACGACCCUGGCCUAA
This is a messenger RNA of Capronia coronata CBS 617.96, 732 nucleotides long. RefSeq lists its product as uncharacterized. The transcript is spliced from 2 exons. The record is from RefSeq and is a predicted model, not a curated record. Lineage: Eukaryota; Fungi; Ascomycota; Eurotiomycetes; Chaetothyriales; Herpotrichiellaceae. Bases 1 to 732 code for a protein of 243 amino acids.